AUGUGUGGAAAUCUUCUUGUAAUAAUCUCCAUCAUUUACUUCAAACAGCUCCACACUCCUACAAACUACCUCAUCCUCUCUCUGGCUGUGGCUGACCUGCUUGUUGGGGUUGUAGUUUUGCCUUUUAGCACAAUUCUGGUUGUAACUUCAUGUUGGUAUCUGAAAGAUUUACUCUGUAUGUUACGAAGCAGCUUCGAUAUAUUUCUGAGUGUAGCAUCUAUUUUGAACUUGUGUUCUAUCUCUGUUGACAGAUAUUACGCAGUGUGUCAGCCUCUGAGCUACAGAACUAAAAUGAAUGUUCGUGUUAUUGUUGUCAUGAUCCUGUUAAGCUGGACUAUUUCUGCACAAAUUGGAAUUGGCAUCACAAUACAGGGAUUGAAUGAAGGGCAAUCAAAUGGGUGUGUUUUAUUUCAACAAACAAGAAGAACAAUUAUUGGAGUUUUUUUUGCUUUUUACCUCCCAGCUAUCAUAAUGUCCUCCAUCUACCUAAAAGUUUACAUUGUGGCACAGAGACAGGCACGCAGCAUCCAGAACAUAACGGGUCAGAGCAAAAAGUCUAAAGCAGCUGUCAGUAAGAGUGAGAGAAAGGCCACCAAAACUCUGGCUGUUGUUAUGGGAGUAUUCCUCCUCUGUUGGACUCCUUUUUUCCUUUGUAUCACUUUUUACCAUUUGAGUACUUACCCGAUACCAAUUCCUUUGAUUGAAACAUUGAAAUGGCUUGGAUUGUCCAACUCAAUGCUCAAUCCAUUGGUCUAUUGUUUCUUUUACCGCUGGUUUCGAUGA
Messenger RNA from Centropristis striata (black sea bass), 783 nucleotides. RefSeq names its product trace amine-associated receptor 1-like. The record is from RefSeq and is a predicted model, not a curated record. Gene Ontology annotation, cellular component: membrane. Gene Ontology annotation, molecular function: G protein-coupled receptor activity. NCBI's taxonomy places the organism in Eukaryota, Metazoa, Chordata, Actinopteri, Perciformes, Serranidae. Gene Ontology annotation, biological process: adenylate cyclase-activating adrenergic receptor signaling pathway. The coding region runs from base 1 to 783 and encodes 260 amino acids. The transcript has a single exon.